Impatiens glandulifera is the source of this 1461-nucleotide messenger RNA. Its product is annotated as UV-B-induced protein At3g17800, chloroplastic-like. The coding region runs from base 88 to 1233 and encodes 381 amino acids. The transcript has 2 exons. Lineage: Eukaryota; Viridiplantae; Streptophyta; Magnoliopsida; Ericales; Balsaminaceae. The record is from RefSeq and is a predicted model, not a curated record.
UGAUUGCAUCUUCUCCACCUCUUCACUCUCUCUCUACUCUCUCUCCUAGUCAUCUGUCAUUCUCUCUAGGUUUCCCGCACUGUUUUGAUGGACUGUUGCUUCUUCCGCUCCACCAAACCUUUCGUCGUCGUUUCAUCAUCAUCGGCGCCGUCGUUUCCGGUACUUCCGACUUACGUCAGCCGUCGGAAACCUCGAUUUUCUUCACUAGUAAACUUCUCCGGUUGCCGGCGAUUCAGCGGCGUGACUGAUUGGAGACGGAAAAUCAUUGUAGCCUGUGAAUCAGCGAGUGAUUGGGAGUUUACUAGCUUGAAUACGCCGUACACGCCAAAGUCUUCCAAAGGAAAAAUUCUAAGCACGGUUUUGCAGAACGAUAUUAGAGACUUUCAUUCGGUUGUUAAUGUACAGUUGAAAGGAUUGGUGGAUAAUAGACAACAAUCGGUUGAUCGAUUGAAUUUGAGUGUUGGCUCUGAUGAAGAGUGCCUUCACAGGAGAAUUGCUGAAUUACAAGGGAAUGAGAGUCAGAUUUCAGUUCAAGAUAUCAUCUACAUGUUGAUAGUUUACAAAUUUAAGGAAAUGGAAGUUCACAUGGUUCCAAAGCUCUCGAGUUGUGUUUGUAAUGGCAGGUUAGAAAUUUACCCAUCAAAGGAUUGGGAGCUCGAAUCCAUUCACAGCUUGGAAGUUCUUGAAAUGGUAAAGGAACAUCUUACUGUUGUUAUCGGAUGGAAAGAGAACUCAACUCUAACUGAAAAUUGGGCAACCAAACAAGUUCACACACACCAUCUCUGUCGAAUCUAUGCUGCUUCAAUCUUAUACGGGUAUUUCCUGAAAUCUGCCUCGAUAAGACGAAACUUAGAACUGUGUCUUUCUGUAGCCAAUCAAAACAUGGGAUUAGCAGCAAUUGGUCAUGGCAGCAGAAACCUGACAUCAUUAGGCCAAUAUUCACCAUUCAGCCGGGGAAAACAAUGCGAGACUUUGAAGGGUUAUCUGAUGAGAUUUGACACGAAAACUCUACAAAUGCAUGCGAAACCAAAAACUAAAGAGGCUGCGAAAAUGAUUGAGAAACAUAGCUUGGCGUUAUUUGGGGUUAAUGAGCACGAGGACGAGGAGAUAGAUGUAAUUUCAACUUCGAUGUCGAGUCUUAAAAGAUUGGUUCUGGAAGCGAUUGCGUUUGGUUCUUUUCUAUGGGAUGCAGAGGAGUAUGUCAAUGCCAUAUACAAGCUUGAAGAAAAUUGAGGUUUGUUAAUUUGAUGAUGUAUAUAUUAAAAAGUCAAUUAGCAUUUUCUUCAAUAUGCAAAUACGAAUUUUCUAAUAAAAAAUUAAUGUAUAUAAUAUUUGAAAAGUAGGAGAAUCAAAUGAAAUUAUUUAUUAUGGUAUGUUGGUAACUAACUUUCAGGCUAAAUGAAUGAUUGAUUGCUCUUUGAAAGAAUAUUAGUUAAAAUAUCAAUAGUUCUUUUUUUUAAU